AAAUCAUCAAUGCCCAAAGUAUCGACGUUUUCUUUCAUCUCAAAUAUUUAUCUAAAUGCAGAUGUGUUGCAGCUUGCACUAAAUUUAAAACAAAAUGGCACAGGUUUUGAUUGGUGAUGAAAAUUCCGGUCCUCGAGCUAACCAAAACGGCUUACCAAUAAAGCAAUCAAUCCAGAAACCCGUUUUGGGGCAACUGGAUAAUUUAAUGCAUUGCAAACCAGGAGCAACGCCAUUUAAAGCUGCUUUAAUAGAAUCAAAUGAUAGCGUUAGUUCAUCAAUGUGUAAUAACAGUUCUAUUAAACGUAAACAGACCUUUGAAAUUCCUCAACUGUCUAAGGAUUACUGCCAAUUUCCACAACUAGCAACUCCUAUCCAUGCAGAGGAGCAACACACAGAUACCGAUCCCUCUCUCUUUGAAUACAUGGACCUAGGGACUUGUUCGAAUUGCAACAAACCCAUUUCAGAAAUAUGGGCUGAGAACCAAUACUUAAGCGAUAAUGUUAUUGAUGCUAUAACCUGUUUUUCUAAAGAAGAUAACUAAUUUAAAGAAGAAAAAAAGUUACGUCCUUGGAGGGACUAGCUGUCAAUGAUGAAUAUGGUCCUACAAAUCCCCAACUGCGCACUACAGUUUUAAGUCCUUGCUCUUUUUAAGCAAUAUCCGAAUUUUUCUUUUUUCCCUUUAACAUUCGCGGAAUACAUAGAUAUAAAUUUAUUGUUUUAUUUCUAAUGUUUAAUGUUAACUAUCUUGAUAAAAAUAGAAUUUAUUUAUUGUAUUGCAUAUAUAUCAUUAAAUGUAUAUUUUAGCUGUA
Molecule: messenger RNA, 809 nt
Organism: Scaptodrosophila lebanonensis
Lineage: Eukaryota; Metazoa; Arthropoda; Insecta; Diptera; Drosophilidae
Exons: 3
Coding region: 95-541 (148 amino acids)
Source: RefSeq, a predicted model, not a curated record